GGCCCUUCCUGGCCAGGCCUGGGCCUGCUCCACUCAGCCAGGGCUAGGGCUGACCUGGGGGGGUCCCCACCUCUGCACUAGUCAGUCUCUAAGGGACACCUCAGGGGUCAUUCCUGCCCUAGCCUAACCUGGCCGGCCCCAACGCUGACCCCGUGGAGCACGGGAAUGCAGCAGGGCAGGGGGGCGGCCGUAUGAAUGACCAUCGCUCCCCCGCACCCAAAUCUCCCGCCCCACAGGGGGUCCCGCGGCUGCCCCUAGCGACCCUUCCCCUGUUCGGCACCCGCCACACGUGGGGUCGGAGAUGCCAGAGGAGACGUCCCUCCCGCAGCCAGGAGUGGACAUUUCCCAGGCCUCGGCGGUGCCCUCGGCCCCGUCACCUCGCACGGCUGUGAAUCUCGUGCAAUGACGGCACCCGGCGUCAAAAGAAAGGUCCUUUCUCUUGCUAGUUUUCAACCCGGUGAACAGCAAGUUUGCUCGCUCCACGCCCCCGUGAUGGUCUGGACCUCCACCCUGUCCCCUCUCGGUCUUCUCCUCUGCCACCUGUCCUGAUGGAGCCGCCUUUAGUCUCUCCUGGCCUGGCAGCUGCUCCAGGCCUUGAUCAUCUUGGUUGUGCUCCUCUCUCCGCCUUUCCUCGUUCGACUACGCCCUCUCUGAGACGCGGGGAGUCGCGCUGCCCACGCGAUUCAAGAGGCGGGCGCCCCGUGGACCUGUGGAGCGGCGCGAUGAUGUUCUGUUUUCCUUUGGGCCUUGGCCAGGGCUCGGUGGCACGGGCCAGGCUGAAGGAGCCCCCGGCUGAGCUGAGACACCUGCCAGGGCAAGGAGGCUGCUGCGCCUGUCCAGGGGUGGUCGGCACCUGCCCUGACUGAGAUCCCCCAAUUCCUGGGGGAAGCAAAGCCUACAGGGACCUACUUCCCUGGUCAGACUCCCCAUUUUGAGCCUUUCUGAUCAGUCUUGGGAACUGGAAACACGCCCUCUAGGUGAGUGGAGGUUUUCCCCACCUGCAAGCAGGUAACUAAAAACUCACCACCACCUGAAGCAGAGUUGAAAAGGUUGAUGUUGCAGCACCUCAUGGAGGCAGCAUCUCCUGAGCAAGCCCAGCCACUCUGAACAGGCUGCUGGUUCCCACUCCAACCUCUGCCCAUUGCUUUGAGUCGGGAGGUUGGGCCAAGCAACCGAAAGAGUGGAUUUAUCAUUAAGAAACCUCACCAGCAUCGCGGGGCAACACGACAGGCUUAAGCAACACACUUCUAGGAUCUCACAGACCUCCUUUGUUUCUUUACUGAGAUUGUAACUUGACUUUGGGGGUGAACUUUGCUCUCCCAGAUGUUAUUGGCUCAUUCUAAGUGGAAAGCCAAGAUCAUAGUACCUACCACAAGGAUUUUACAGUCUUUGGAUGAAAAAGUAAGGAUGAAGUUACACCUUACACUUAAACCAUAGUAGGAAGCCCGCCAAAGGUUUUGGAAACAUCUGAAGACCCAGGUGCAGGUGGAGGAUGUUUGCUGGUAGUAGGGCCACUUAUGGCUGUGGACACUUGGAUUUGGAAUUAGUUUUGGCUAAUUUGGCUGCAGAUACAAAUUUAAAAAAAAUACUAAGGGCACUCAAACCACAAACAUCUGAAAGUUACAACUUGUUAACUCAUACUAAGUGCCCUCUCUGCAUCUCAAAGUUCUGCCACUUCAGGCAAGGGUUAACUCGGCUGUGCUACCCAGCUUAUAUUUGGGUAACUUCAGUCUGUUCCACAAAGACAAAAUGAGCAAUUUGCAGUCCUCUAGCAUCCCAGGAUGCACCCUUCCUAGCAAUCUCCCCCUACCCAGGGAUAGAGUCCAGGUGUUCUGGCUCCCAGCCACACUCAUGCUCUCCAGCCUGCUAGGCAGAGCUGUGUGGGCAAGAAAUGGUAUUCACCUUUAAUGUGCAAUUGCUCACAGCAUCUUCAGACUUCAAUGCAGUCUAACAUUCCUCAGAUUUAGUACAGGCAGUCCUCAAUUUACAACGUUUCGAGUUACAAUGUUUCGCACUUACAACAUUUCUAAAUUAACACCCUGUUUCGACUUUAUGACGCCAGUUUCGACUUUACAACGCUUGAUCUGACGUGACGCCACACCAGGGAACAAGUUGGCUGCGUCGCCCAUCUCCCUGGAGAACGUCUGUCCAAACUUCCUUGGACGCUUUCUUUACGAAAGCAAAGAGACUCCAAAAGAACCUGUAGCCAAGACUCCUGAGAAGACUCCAGCCAAGAGCCCUUCAAAAAGUCCAGCAAAAUCACCUCAAAGAAGUCCUUCCAAAUCAAUAUGAUUUCUAUUUACAAUAUAAAUACAUUAAUGUAGCUAUAUUGCUGAUCGAUAAUUGAUCGAGUACAACAUUCUGGGGUAUUUUUGGUGAAAAUAGGGUAUCCGGCCUUGGUUCAGGAACCAACCCCUUGUUUAUAACAUUGUUUCUUCUGAGAAAAUUGGUUCCGAGUUACAACGUUUUGACUUAAGACGCGUUUUUCAGGAACCAGUUGUGUCGUAAGUCCGAGGACUGCCUGUAUUGUCUGAGUGACAUGUAACUUCACGAUAUUUCUGAGCUGGGAGUUUGUGUGGUUUAAUUGUGAUGCUGGCAACUGGCACUUCUAAGAACUAUUCCCUUUGCUAAUAGCUGACCCGCUCUUUAGGCUUGGUUAGUUCGAAGGCCAGCAUUUCCAACAACGCUGUCUUAUUCUGAGAGUCCAGCUAGCAAUCACACAAGAGGCCUGAACUUCCAGGCACGCUGAGCACCAGCCACUCUCAUUGCCACAGCUAGCUAGGAGCUCUGGGUGCUCAGCUCCUCAGAACUCCAGGCAAGAGACCUACCUUCAGUGGCUACUUUAAAAAAUGUUUUCAUUGGUCUUUUGGCUUCUGUUUCUCCAUGUGUUUAAAAUUAGAAUACUAAUACUUUUGUCAAAGGGGUGAAGAUUAAUUAAUGCUCAUAAAGCACCUUGCAAAUGAAACUGCUAUGUAAGUGCUAAGUGUUCUUUUCUUCAGCCUUGUCACCUGUGGUUUUAUAAUUUCCUUAUGACUUCCUUUUGUUUAAAUGAUAUGGCAGUAAAGGUAUUGGGAAUUAUAUCCAGCUGAGCAUUGCAUAAAAUAAUUAUUAUGUCCCAGAGAGUUAGUAUUUUGCCUUUUGUCAAAGGAAUAUGACCCAGAACGCCGUCUGUUAGAAGAAUAUCUGGAAGGAGAGUAACACGCAAUCCUCCAAAUGCUCCUGGCAUAUUAGCUUGAUCUUUCAGUUCUCCCACUCACCAAACUGAGCAUUCAUUUGCCUGUGACUUCCCUAAAUCCUGCUUCUGACUUCUUGAGUUUCCCACGCUGCCCACCCUUUCUACUUCUGAUUGCUUCUGCAUACCCAGAGACUUCCACAGAUCCUCUCUUGGAAGUGGGAUCUGUUUCCUGCCACAUUUUAGAUCUUAGCAUACAUGUAGUUUAUACGUUGUCUAAUACAGAUCUCUUAGAAGAGAUGUCUAGCACGAGGAACGAUACAGGCAUGACCACCCAUCCCUCUCCUCCCCCCACCUGAUUACAACGUGUUGUCACCUUUGUCUUUGAUGCAGGCACGUGGUCCACGGAGAUAGGUCCCAAGAUGUGAUGCUCCUUUUGCAGCCUUUGAGGCCAAGGAUUUAGUAUUCAAAAGUGGAUUAGGUGUUUACCUAAAUAAUGAGAAAAUCCUCAAUUGGGUUAGAUGGGAUAAAGAAUUUAUAGGGGAAAUGGACACACAUGCUGCUGGGCAUAAACUGGUCACUAACUCAUAGAUUCAUAGAUUCAUACAUGCUAGGGUUGGAAGGGACCUCAAUAGAUCAUCAAGUCUGACCCCCUGCCUAGGCAGGAAAGUAUGCUGGGUUCAGAUGACCCCAGCUAGAUGCUUAUCUAACCUCCUCUUGAAGACCCCCAGGGUAGGGGAGUGCACCACCUCCCUUGGGAGCCCGUUCCAGACCUUGGCCACUCGAACUGUGAAGAAGUUCUUCCUAAUGUCCAGUCUAAAUCUGCUCUCUGCUAGCUUGUGGCCAUUAUUUCUUGUGACCCCCAGGGGUGCCUUGGCAAGAAGAGCCUCACCAAUUCCCUUCUGCGCCCCCAUGAUGAACUUAUAGGCAGCCACAAGGUCGCCUCUCAACCUUCUCUUGCGGAGGCGGAAGAGGUCCAGGUGCCCUAGCCUCUCCUCGUAAGGGAGACUCAGAGGGGCCAAGAUGAAGUUUUGCCUGAGAGCAAAUGCUUCCAUUGAGGGGGUCUGAUAGCCUUUCCUAUAUAUCUUUUGGCGUUGGGUGCUAACAGGACUUUGGCAUGUAUCAUUGGUCUAAUCUGGUGUGGUGAAUCCAGGUUUCCAUAUGCACGUGUGGCCCAAAGCAGAGCGCUGCACUACUCCCAUGAAAAUGGAGCGUUGGCUUGGCCCACAUAUCUUCAGGCAGGCAGUUUUUAGAUGCCCCUUGAGCUACCACUCAGAGAGGUGUCUCUGUCAAGCACCCCACAGUCCUCUUCCUUUAAAUGCAAACCCUGAUGCUCGGCUUGUGUUUUGGUAGGUAAAUGAGCGAAAGCGAGGAUGACUGGCUCGCUCUCAAACCCAGCGAACCGCUGCCGUCUCAGUGCUGUGGCAGCGGCUGCAAACCCUGCAUCUCCGAUUUGUAUCAGAAGGAGCUAGCACAAUGGGAAAAGGCCAGAGCCAAGAAGGACAAAAGCCUCCUGAGCAAACAGAAGGAGCAGAGUUGUAAUUCAGAGCUAAAUCCAGAUACAUUUACUGCAUUCAGCAUAAACUCUGUGGAACAGCUAACACAGGACACCUACCUGUAUAGAUUUGAAUUACCAGAAAAUAGCAGCCUGGGAUUGAGUUUAGGACAACACGUUGUGUUAAGAGGGGAGGUGAAUGGCUUGGAAGUUCAGAGAGCUUAUACUCCAAUUAGCCCUGUGAAUGCAGAAGGGUACUUUGACGUUUUAAUAAAAUGCUAUGCAAGUGGACUCAUGUCACAAUACAUAAAAUCCUGGAAAAAAGGAGAGACAAUCUUUUGGCGAGGGCCGUUUGGAGGCUUCCCAUAUAGACCUAAUAAGUACGGAGAACUACUCAUGCUUGCCUCUGGUACUGGCCUGGCACCAAUGCUUCCCAUCCUCCAGUAUGUAACCGAAAACGAAGAUGAUGAAACUUUUAUCACCCUGGUUGGCUGCUUCAGGACCUAUGAAAAUAUCUACUUGAAACCUCUUCUCCAAGAUCUGUCUCGAUACUGGAACGUCAGAAUGUUUUACAUCCUAAGCCAGGAACAUUCACUGAAGGAACUUCCUUGGAGCUAUCAGAAAAACACAUACACUGACCAUAUAAAUGAAAACUUGAUUAAGGAAAUAAUUGGUUCGUGUAGAAGAAAGCCAUUUGUGCUGAUAUGCGGCUCAGAAGCAUUUAAUAAAGACAUGACUACAUGUUUGAAAGCAGUUGGACUUGAAGAGGAUUCAUAUUUUGCAUUUUAGCAAAAUACGUUGAUAUAAGUAUCACAUGUUAACCAUGCAGACCCCAACCUCAGUAUGUUUAUUGACCAGUUUGAUUUUCUCAUGCAUACAUUUUCAUAAGACACUGUACAAGAUAUUUCAUAAAGUGUCUUUAUGGUAAAUGCUAACAGAUUGUUUUAAAAUUUGUAUGAACCAGCUGACUGUACAGGGUAGCUGCUGCAAUACUUUGUCACAGCGGGGAGAACGAAGGUUGGUGGCAGAAAUACUAACUGAGAAUUUCAUCGAGGACCUGCAAAGUUUCUUUCACUUUUCUAUGCAUGUUAUCAUUUCCAUUUUGUAAUAAAAAGCACACAGGUAAGCAA
Alligator mississippiensis (American alligator) is the source of this 5797-nucleotide messenger RNA. RefSeq names its product NADH-cytochrome b5 reductase-like (gene CYB5R5). The record is from RefSeq and is a predicted model, not a curated record. The transcript has 6 exons. Gene Ontology annotation, molecular function: oxidoreductase activity. Bases 4530 to 5456 code for a protein of 308 amino acids. NCBI's taxonomy places the organism in Eukaryota, Metazoa, Chordata, Crocodylia, Alligatoridae.